CUCAUUGCAGAGUCGUUAUCAGUUUCAGGAUGUGGCCAAGAAUAGAUGGAAGUCUCGGGAUAUGGCUGGUGACAAUUCUGUUCCUCAUUUCAAAAGAGACUGUGAUAGCCACUAAGUACUCCAUUCAAGUUAACCAAGACGUGCAAAUCCCACAGACGAUGUGUGCCAUUGUGCCUUGUAAAUUCAUGGCGGACGGUAGAGAGAAAUUCCUUAAUUCAACGGGUCAUUGGAAGCAAGGGAUAGGUAUCAUAGUGGCUUCUACUAACAUCUCAGCAGGAACAAAGCAAAACUUUCAUGCAAUCGGAGACCCUAACAAUGGUGACUGCACCCUGAAAAUCACCAACAUCAAGAAGGAAGAUGAGGGGACUUACUUCUUCAGAUUUGUGGAGAGCAAAGACAGUAUAAUUAAAUAUAACUAUAUAGAUACACAAGUAACGAUACAGGUAACAGACAUUCGAGAAGUAGAUGGCUUUUCUAUUCAGGUGGAUCAGAUUGUCACUGUCCAGAAGGGUCUUUGUGUCACCAUUCCUUGUACAUUUACUGCUGAUCGCAUGAAAUCCUUUACCGGCUCUAGAGGUCACUGGAAGACGAUAUGCCAAGAAUUUGUAGCCUCUACUGACAAGUCAAUUGUUGGCACAAAGCCAAAUUUUCAGUUCAUGGGAAAUCCAAAUAAUGGAGAUUGCACACUGAAGAUAACUGACGCCAAAGAGCAAGAUUCUGGAAAGUAUCACUUCAGAUUUGAAGAUGGGCAAGAUGACAACCGGAAGCACAGCUAUGUAUUCAAAAUGAUAACAAUACAGGUCACGGAUUUGAUUGAAAAACCUGUAAUCUCAGACCCUGGAAUACUGAUUGAAGGUAAAAAGGUGACACUAACUUGUACUGCACCGAGAGGCUGCCCCAACGCACUAAUUACAUGGCAGAACCAGACUAAUUCAACAAAUCUGACAUUUGUACCGACUAGGAGUCACCAUCAAACUUCAUUGACUUGUCAGAUGACCUUCCCAUCAUUGAAGAGUUAUACCCAAAAUGAAAUAACAUUAUAUGUUCAGUAUCCACCUGCCAUCGUUAUUACCACUGAGAUGCCAGAGCUACAAAACCCCACCAACACCAAUCAUACCACCAAUCAAGAAGUGACAGUUCAAGAAGGAAGCUCAUUGGCUCUGAGAUGUUCAGUGGACAGUAACCCAGGAGCUCAGGUGACCUGGAUGAAGGGAGAGAAGAACGUGCUCAGCAAAGGCAAUGGGAGCGAGCUUAUGCUCUAUUUGACUGAUAUAACAGCCAGCGAGGCAGAUAAAUAUCACUGCUUGGCUCACAAUAAUCUUGGGGCCAUUAAUCAAACCACCAAUAUCCUUGUGCAAUAUUCCGAACCUUCAAACUCCAAUAUGAUUGCUUGGUUAAUGGCCACAAUUGUCAUCAUCCUUCUUUUGAUUGGCCUGGGAAUAUUUGUUUUUGUAAGAUACAGAAGGAAAAGACAGUCUGAUCAUGUAAAUUUAGAACCCAAACGGGCAAUGAAAAAGAUGGAAACCACAUGUAAGGUUGAUGAGGGACUAGACAACGUUUAUACGAAUAUGUCAAUGUGAUCAUGAAGAAUACUUAGAAACACCCCUCUCAAAAAAAAUGCCUACACAGCAUACAUAUACUGUAUCAUAGCCAUAUUGUGUGAUAACAUUAUAUUACAGUGAUAAACUUCUGACGUAUUCAUGUUUUAACAGCAAUUUGUAUUUAUAUACACGUCUUAUAUAUGGCUCAUUCUUAUACCCUGUAUAUGUUU
Molecule: messenger RNA, 1771 nt
Organism: Rana temporaria (common frog)
Lineage: Eukaryota; Metazoa; Chordata; Amphibia; Anura; Ranidae
Product: sialic acid-binding Ig-like lectin 13
Exons: 9
Coding region: 30-1580 (516 amino acids)
Source: RefSeq, a predicted model, not a curated record